AUGUCGGACAAUCCCUUUAAAUAUUUCAUAUGUGGUGGUUUUGCUGGUGUGUGUACUGUUUUAGUUGGCCAUCCUAUGGACACUGUAAAAGUGAGACUGCAAACUAUGCCCUUGCCUAAACCUGGUGAACAGCCGCUAUAUGCUGGCACUUUUGAUUGCAUCAAGAAGACCAUUCAAAAGGAAGGAUUUAAGGGUCUAUACAAAGGAAUGUCAGCACCACUUACCGGAGUAGCCCCUAUAUUCGCCAUCAGUUUUUUCGGUUUUGGACUUGGCAAAAAAUUAAUUAAAUCUGACAUUGACCAACCACUUACAAAGCCAGAGUUGUUUGCUGCAGGUGCGUUUUCUGGUAUUUUCACUACAUCUAUCAUGGCACCUGGAGAACGCAUCAAAUGUCUGUUACAGAUCCAACAAGGUGGUACAGCACCACCUAAAUAUAAGGGUAUGUUGGACUGCGCCAAGCAACUGUAUGCCGAGGGUGGCAUUAGGAGCAUAUACAAGGGAACAAUGCUUACUCUAUUUAGAGAUGUGCCUGCUUCGGGCAUGUACUUCUUUACAUACGAGUCGCUUAAAGAUCUACUAGUACCCCAGGAUGCUGAUAACAAAGUGAAACUACUUGCAACUAUGAUGGCGGGCGGUUGUGCAGGAAUAGCCAACUGGAUAGUAGGUAUGCCAGCUGAUGUAUUGAAAAGUAGACUUCAAACAGCACCAGAGGGAACAUAUCCGAAUGGUAUGAAGGAUGUUUUUCGAGAAUUAAUGGCAAAAGAAGGUCCAACUGCUUUAUACAAAGGUGUUACACCAGUAAUGCUUAGAGCUUUUCCAGCGAAUGCAGCCUGUUUUGUAGGUUUUGAAUUUGCUGCAUCAGUUAUUAACUGGAUUGCUCCUAAUUUUUGA
Arctia plantaginis is the source of this 891-nucleotide messenger RNA. Lineage: Eukaryota; Metazoa; Arthropoda; Insecta; Lepidoptera; Erebidae. The record is from the annotation of a GenBank genome assembly.